AUGGCCAUAACAGCUUGCAGGCCCUUCGGUAGGACAGCAGGACACACCGGUUUAGGUGGGCUUCUUGCAGCAUGGAUCGUGGGACGGGCCACGACAACUUCUGGAAGAGGCGUGAGCUUUGGGGUGGAUUGCCUUCUGUCGGGGGCCACUUCCAAACUGGCCUCCUCGUCCCAUCAUCAGCCCCAGCGUAAUCUACAUUUAAGCAUGACAUGA
Protopolystoma xenopodis is the source of this 213-nucleotide messenger RNA. Lineage: Eukaryota; Metazoa; Platyhelminthes; Monogenea; Polystomatidea; Polystomatidae. The record is from the annotation of a GenBank genome assembly.